AUGGCCUGCAUUCCAGUCAGAACAAAGGGCAGUACCAAAUGUUUACAACACAAGCAGAAAGAUGUCAUAUUUUAUUGUGCGACGUGCAAAACUUUGGUGUGUCCAACGUGUGGUAUCUCGGAUAGGUACUGUAAACAGCAUGACCUACACGAUAUCUCUGAUGUAGCUACGGAAAAGACAGAGGAGAUACGAACAUUCAUGAACAACGUCGAGAGCAGAGAACUCCCAAAACUGAAACUUGAAAUCCGAUCAAUCGGUCAAAAACUGACAGAAAACAGUACACUGUUUCAUGAUCUGUGCAAGAAAAUGAGAGUACAAGCGAGCAGGUGUAAAGAAGAAAUAGACAUUCUGACAUCGGAAUUCGUUUCCCUUUGUGGCAGGAUGGAAAAUACGAAUGCAACACUGCUUCGGGAUUAUCAAAAAGAAUUACAAAACAUACACGACAGUCUUGUACAGAAAACAGACGAGUGUAAACACACUCUACAAAAAGGCACCAAAAUCGAGAUUUUCGAUGCCGCUGGUGAUUUACCGGAUCUCGAGAAACCAAUAAUACCGGAAGUACAGGAAAUGGAGACAGUUGAAUUUAAACCACAGGAAGUUACCAGGUAA
Molecule: messenger RNA, 609 nt
Organism: Pecten maximus
Lineage: Eukaryota; Metazoa; Mollusca; Bivalvia; Pectinida; Pectinidae
Product: B-box type zinc finger protein ncl-1-like
Exons: 2
Coding region: 1-609 (202 amino acids)
Molecular function (GO): zinc ion binding
Source: RefSeq, a predicted model, not a curated record